CACGUACACAAGCUAGCUGAAGUAGUCAGUUCUCACCACAUAGAAAAUGGCGACCCCACUCACCUCGCUGCUCCUCUCCCUACCCCAACAAUGGCAGCCCGUCCUCUUAGCACUUUUCUCCAUCCUUUCCCUCCUGCUGUGGAGAAGGAGCUCGUCCAGGAAACGGCUCAAGCUGCCACCAGGCCCUGCGAGGGUGCCUCUCCUUGGCAACCUGCACCAGCUCGGCCCCAUGCCGCACCGGACCCUGCGAGACCUGGCGCGGGUCCAUGGGCCGGUGAUGCAGCUGCAGCUCGGCAAGGCGCCGACUGUGGUGCUGUCGUCGGCGGAGGCGGCAUGGGAGGCGCUCAAGGCUCAUGACCUCGACUGCUGCACGCGGCCCGUGUCCGCGGGCACAAAGCGGCUGACCUACGACCUCAAGAACGUGGCGUUCGCGCCCUAUGGCGCGUACUGGCGGGAGGUGCGCAAGCUCCUCACGGUCGAGCUUCUCAGCACGCGCCGCGUCAAGGCGGCUUGGUACGCACGCCAUGAGCAGGUGGAGAAACUGAUGAGCACGCUGAGCCAUGCAGAAGCAAAGCCAGUGGCACUGGACGAGCACAUCUUGAGCCUCUCCGAUGGUAUCAUCGGCACGGUAGCGUUUGGCAACAUCUAUGGCAGUGAUAAGUUCUCCCAAAAUAAUAGUUUCCAGGAUGCGCUCGACGAUGUAAUGGAGAUGCUAUCCAGCUCCGGCUCCUCCGCCGAGGACUUGCUCCCUGGAGUCGUCGGCCGCCUUGUUGACCACCUUACCGGCUUCAUAGCCCGCCGCGAGCGAAUAUUCAAACAAUUAGACUCCUUCUUUGAGACGGUCAUUGAGCAUCACUUGGACCCUAAGCGUGUGUUACCUGAGAAUGGCGGCGACCUCAUUGAUGUCCUCAUCGACCUCUGGAAGAAACCACGUGGCACAUUUAGGUUCACCAAGGACCACGUCAAGGCCGUAAUCUUUUCGACGUUCGUUGCUGGCAUUGACACUAGUGCAGCAACGAUUAUGUGGGCGAUGUCGGAGCUGGUCCGGAAGCCGCGCGUGCUCAAGAAGGUGCAGGACCAUAUUAGGGCCUUGGUGGGAGGCAACAAGAGAGUGAAACCAGAAGACAUGCCCAAACUCAGCUACCUCAGGAUGGUGGUGAAGGAGACCUUGCGGUUGCACCCGGCAGCACCGCUUCUACUGCCAAGGGAGACCAUGCGAGACAUCAAGAUCGGUGGGUAUGAUGUGCCGGCCAAGACACGGAUCUAUGUGAAUGCAUGGGCGAUCGGCAGAGACCCGAUAAGCUGGUCUAACGACCCAGAUGAGUUCAACCCUGAUAGGUUUGAAGUAAAUGAUAUAGACUUCAAAGGCGAGCAUCCAGAGCUAACGCCGUUUGGCGCGGGACGGCGGAUAUGCCCAGGCAUCUCCAUGGCCAUGGCCACCAUCGAGUUUACACUCGCCAAUCUGCUCUUCAGUUUUGAGUGGGCGCUCCCGGAGGGGACGACAAUGGAUGAUGUGAACAUGGAGGAAGAAGGAAGGCUCAUCUUGCACCGAAAGGAGCCACUCGUACUCGUUCCCGCCGCGUACCACCACGACCUUGAAUAGAGUGCCACCACCAUGCCUUAUGCGACCUAAUAAAGAAGGAAACAUCCUGGACU
Molecule: messenger RNA, 1656 nt
Organism: Aegilops tauschii subsp. strangulata
Lineage: Eukaryota; Viridiplantae; Streptophyta; Magnoliopsida; Poales; Poaceae
Product: 4-hydroxyphenylacetaldehyde oxime monooxygenase-like
Molecular function (GO): iron ion binding; oxidoreductase activity, acting on paired donors, with incorporation or reduction of molecular oxygen; monooxygenase activity
Source: RefSeq, a predicted model, not a curated record